GUUUUUAACUAUUUUUUUUUUCUCUAAUCUUCACUCGCGCCAGUCUUUCUCAGAAUGCUUUCCUUUCUCUGCCAUCCCGGAGUGCUUUGCGCGUGUUGUCAAAGAAGAUGGCGGUUCGAAAGAAAGACGGCGGACCCGACUGGAAAUACUACGAAACCAGCGAAGCUGCGGCGUUAUUCGAGCCGGUAAAACAAUAUCUGCUGAAAAACCACAAAAAGUAUGUGCAAGUCGAGCCUCCAACUAACAAAGGGCUUGCUACUUUGGUUGCUCAGCUAUUACAAUUUCAAGAAGACAACUUUGGUCACACUGUCGCCAAACCACCACUCACAAAACUGCCUAUAAAGCUGUUCCAGGAUUAUUCUGCAAAUGGUGGACUGUGUACAAUUUUGGCAUGUGUCUAUAAGACCAGAACAGAUCAAGGAUGGAGGCGGUUUGACUUCCAGUCACCAUCCAGGAUUGACAGAAAUGUUGAAAUGUUUUUGAAUAUUGAAAGAGCAGUGAAAGAGGCCAAAUUGCUGAUGAUACCUCAAGUGUAUAUAGCCCAAGAUGUUGAUCAAAGCCAGGUCGCAAAGCUGAGGGACAUUGUAAAGAGGCACAAUGGCAAUAUUGUAGAUGACAAGACUUCUGCAACACAUAUAGUCCAUGCCUGCCCACCACCAUUGCCUGAAGAGGACUGGCUUAGGCCUUUGAAGAAAAAUGAAGGGCAGGUUUUGGUUCAUUGGUGGUACUACCCUGACAGCUAUGACACCUGGGUUCCCUCAACGGAUGUUUUGGAUGAACCACAGCCUGAGCCCGAUCAUAAAGGACCUUGGGAGGUGACUGGCAGAUGGCUCACAGAUUUGGAGAAAUACAAUGAGUGGAUGAAUGAAGAAGAUUAUGAAAUUGGAGUAGAUGGGGAGGGUGACAUGCGUGGGACAGCUUCCCCAGCUCUGGGUCGUGCUCGAAGGAAAAGUUUUAGAGGCAGGGCAAGCUCUGAUGAGCCAUCAAGCCCAGACUCAGCUGUUAAAUCUAAAAAGAGAAAGCACUCUCCCUCGCCAGAAUCUAAGAAAAGAAAAAAAAGUGAUGAGGAUGCAGAUGAAGAUGCCACCAAGGACAUGCCUGAUCCUACCCCUGUCCCUAAGGUAGAGGAGGUUCAGCAUGCAGGUAAAGGGAAGGAGGCUGAGCUACAACCCCCAAAAGGAGGAAACCUCACAGAUAUAUCAGCUAGUACAGACAAAAGUGAGAAGCCAUCUAUCGAUAAUGAAGGUACUGAAGAGACUCCACAAAACACAGAGAGCUCUCCCGCCCCCACCUCGCCCGCCCCAUCUGGCCCCGAAAUACUCAAGGAACCACUCAACCUUCCUGACACAGAACAGCAUGAUGAAAAUCUAACUGAACAAACGCAUCACAUUGUCAUACCCAGCUAUGCAUCGUGGUACGACUACAACAGCAUUCAUGCCAUUGAAAGAAGAGCUCUGCCAGAAUUUUUCAAUGGACAAAACAGAUCCAAGACUCCAGAAAUCUACCUUGCCAUGCGAAACUUCAUGAUUGAUGCCUAUCGCCUGAACCCUACUGAAUACCUAACAGCCACGGCGUGUAGGCGGAACCUGGCAGGUGACGUCUGUGCUAUUGUCCGCAUCCAUGCCUUCCUGGAGCAGUGGGGACUCAUCAACUACCAAGUGGAUGCUGACUCCAGGCCUGCUCCCAUGGGUCCUCCCGCUACCUCACACUUCCAUGUGAUGGCGGACACACCUGCUGGUCUUCAGCCCCUACAGCUACCCAAGAGCAUGAUUUCACCUUCUCAGCAAAUGAUGCAGUUUAAAGAUGAACAUGGCUUAAGGGAGACACCCAAGUCUCAGCCAAGUAGCACAAAUUUUGGGCUGCACACUGAUCAGUAUUUAUCCAAAAAGAGUCAAAAGGCUGCAACUGCAACUAAGGAGUGGACAGACCAAGAAACAUUACUACUGCUAGAGGGAAUGGAACUGUUUAAGGAUGAUUGGAAUAAGGUCGCAGAGCACGUUGGCACCCGCACCCAGGAUGAGUGUAUACUGCACUUCUUGCGCCUGCCAAUCGAGGAUCCUUUUCUGGAGGACAUGAAGCUGGGUCCUCUGACUUUUCAGCCUGUACCUUUCAGUCAGCAAGGAAAUCCUAUCAUGUCAACUGUGGCCUUCUUGGCAUCGGUCGUUGAUCCCCGUGUUGCCAGUGCAGCGGCAAAAGCAGCUUUGGAGGAGUUCUCUAAGAUGAGGGAUGAGAUCCCGGAAGCAAUAAUCGAUAGUCACGUAAAGAGUGCAACAUCCGCCAAGACAGAGAAAGACCAAGACGAGGAAGAUAAUAGUGAGCAAAAUAAGUCUGUAGACGAAGCAAUGCAGGUAGAAGAAGAAAAAACUGCAGAACAACCUGAAGCAGCUCCUUCGAAAGAGGAAAAGGAACCGGAGACAGCUUUGGGGGCCAGCGAGAAUGAGUCUCCACUUGAGGUGAACGGCGAGUCAGAGGGAGUUAAAAUAACGGCAACAACAGGCAGCAGCGAAGGGAAUAUAGCAACAGCAGCAGCAGCCGCUCUGGCUGCAGCAGCUGUCAAAGCAAAGCAUUUGGCUCAAGUGGAAGAGAGAAAGAUCAAGAGCCUUGUGGCGCUAUUGGUGGAGACCCAGAUGAAGAAACUCGAGAUCAAACUCCGCCACUUCGAGGAGCUUGAGACAAUCAUGGACAGGGAGCGAGAGGCGCUGGAAUACCAGCGCCAGCAGCUGCUUGCUGAGCGGCAGCAAUUUCACCAAGAGCAACUUCGCGCUGCCGAACUUCGCGCACGGGCAAGCCACAUGUCACCAAGCACACCCACCUCUACUGUGCAUAAUGCACCGCAAGCGCACGCCGUCCCGCAACAGCCAGGUACCCCACAACCUGCCAGUCAACCACAACAGAAGCCUUCACCAACAAUACAACAGCCACCUCAACAAGGCCAGCCGGCACAACUACAGCAACAGCAGCUGCAGAAACCCCAGCAACAGUCACAGCCACAGAUAGCACAACAGCAACAGCUGCAUGAGAUGCAACGGCAGCAGAUACAGCAACAACAGAUGCAGCAACAACAACAGCAGCAGCAGCAGCAACAGAUACAACAACAACAGCAACAGAUGCAGCAACAACAAUUACAGCAGCAGAUGCAGCAACAGCAGCCUCCUCAGCAGAUGCCUCAAAACAUGCCCCAACAGCAGCAGCCCGCGACACAACUCCCCUCACAAGGUCAGCCGGCACCACAGUACUUCCAGCAGCAAUUCCAGAUGUUCCAGCAGCACAUGCAGCACCAACAGGUUCGCGGAGGUCAGGCCCCUGGACAACAGCAACAGACAGCCGCACCGAUACAAUCAGCCGUACACGGCCCUGGCUCUGCCCCGUCCCCAGUCUCCUCAAGCAACCAAAUGAUAAACCCCGGCUCCGUUAACUCCGCGGGCUCUCGGCCAGCUUCAGGAUGUAGCACACCUGUGUCCUACAUGGGAGGGUCCGCCACGCCCUCCCCGGCCCAGCCCGGACCCGGCACUCCUGGGGGACACCCUCAGGGUAGUGUGGCCCCGCAACAGGGUACGCUUGGGGGAGGUGACGGGAUAGCUGCGCAUGGUUCGUCCCCGGCAGCUCCCGCAGGAAACAUAGAAGGUCAUUAAGCCAUGUAAUUAGUCAUAGGCGAUGUCAGCUUAGUCAAAUACAGCUUAGUCAAAAACAUGGAAGGUCAUUAAGCCAUGUAAUUAGUCAUAGGCGAUGUCAGCUUAGUCAAAUACAGGACUUGGCUCAUUUGAUUAGUAGCUUCUAGGGGUGUAUGGAUAAUUCACUUAUAUUGACCUUAACCUCGACAUUCCGCGCGACACUACGAACGCGUACACUUGCCACGUGAUUUCGUUCACAUGGUUUGCGCGCACUUGGCAGUAAGCUCUCGUAAUAUGCGCGUCCACGUGACGUUAAGAUCUAGGGAAGUCAUAAGGCCAUUCCAAGUACAUAUAGAUUUAAUUACGGCCUUGUUAAGCGCAGUACCCAGCUAUAUUUUGUACCAAAAUCUCUUAUAUGAAAUAAACUUCUUUUCUUGAUGAA
Messenger RNA from Nematostella vectensis (starlet sea anemone), 4053 nucleotides. Its product is annotated as SWI/SNF complex subunit SMARCC2. Gene Ontology annotation, biological process: positive regulation of DNA-templated transcription. The transcript is spliced from 30 exons. The record is from RefSeq and is a predicted model, not a curated record. Bases 108 to 3632 code for a protein of 1174 amino acids. Gene Ontology annotation, molecular function: histone binding; DNA binding. NCBI's taxonomy places the organism in Eukaryota, Metazoa, Cnidaria, Anthozoa, Actiniaria, Edwardsiidae. Gene Ontology annotation, cellular component: SWI/SNF complex.